CUCCUUCUGUUUUUUAAAACAAUUCUUCUUCCACAAUCAAAUCAAUCAAACCAAGUAAAAGGAACAAGUUUUUAAAGAGAAAAAAUAAUUAAUUUUUUGAACAAACAUUGAAAAUGCUCCAAAAGACCAUUGCGGAGAAAAAAUAAUUAAUUUUUUGAACAAACAUUGAAAAUGCUCCAAAAGACCACUGGGCAAUGGAACCAAUUCGUAAAAAAGAUAAGGAAGAACGUUAAGAAUUUCGGAGAAUUUGUUCAUCAGCGCCUUCCUAUAAACCGCAGUGUGCUGUGCCCCUGAAGAAGACAAUGGUUGGCUGGAGAAUUCAACACCAGGUUUCGUUUCUUGUGGUUGAAUUCUAUUAAGAACCCUCGAUUUUCUUCUGAUUUUCUCCCCCAAUUUCGUUUUAAAAAUUAAUUCUUAAAUCAAAAGACUGUUUUUUUGUCCACUCCCUAAUACCCUUAUCCCCAUUUAGUAUAAAGAUCGAGCAAGAACGAAGAUAAGUUCUUGUCCUCACCUCAAGAAGGCAUAAAAAUGGCGACGGUAUCAUUUUCCAGAUCCCUAAUCGCCCUCUCCCCUUUUAAACCCCACGCCCAGACCUAUUUGCGGUUCACCCUCCGUGCGGCCGCCGGAGAUUCCCCAUCCGGUCCCGAAGAAGCAAAAUCCCAGGCAACCUCCGAACCUGACGACUUCGAUUCCCGGCUCUCCAGAUUCCGGAUCCGUUACCGGACAGGAGUGGGUAAGAAGGCGGAGCGAAGGAAGGCUCGACAAGCGAAGAUGAGAGGGUCAGAGCCUGGAUCCGGGAUCUACCUCCCGCCUGUGCCACUGCAAGAACCGGCGUCGGAGGGGCUGAAUGUGGAGUUCGGGUUCACCCGGUAUUCGGAACGGGCCAACGGUCGGAUGGCAAUUCUGGGAUUAUUUGCUUUGUUGAUGGUGGAGCUGGCGACUGGUCAGGCGGUGGUAAAGUAUCAUACGCCGGCGGUAGUUGUGCUUCAGGUAUACUUCGUGGCGGCGGCUGCGGCGGUGUAUGCUAAGUACGAGAAGGAAAGACUUAGUGUGUGGCCUGGCUCGCCUCCGGGCGAGGAAUGAGAAUUGAUUGUAAAAGUUUCCUUUUUAUUGUGUUUCUUGUGCAUUGUAAAGAGAAAUUGAGCUUAUGUGUUUCUUUGGGAGAUCUUUUCUUAAUGUAUUGUUUCCCCAAAACCAUAAAAAAAGCUUGUUCUUUUAGUCUUUUUUUAAAUGCAAAAGCUUGUUUGGGAUAUUUGGUUCUAUAAUCUAUGAUUUGGUGUAAUUUUCCGAUACGUUUCUUCUUUGUGUCUGU
Molecule: messenger RNA, 1312 nt
Organism: Cuscuta campestris
Lineage: Eukaryota; Viridiplantae; Streptophyta; Magnoliopsida; Solanales; Convolvulaceae
Source: the annotation of a GenBank genome assembly